Molecule: messenger RNA, 4662 nt
Organism: Trematomus bernacchii (emerald rockcod)
Lineage: Eukaryota; Metazoa; Chordata; Actinopteri; Perciformes; Nototheniidae
Gene: kcnc4
Product: potassium voltage-gated channel, Shaw-related subfamily, member 4
Exons: 4
Coding region: 605-2416 (603 amino acids)
Biological process (GO): protein homooligomerization; potassium ion transmembrane transport
Cellular component (GO): axon; neuronal cell body membrane; dendrite membrane
Molecular function (GO): delayed rectifier potassium channel activity; protein binding
Source: RefSeq, a predicted model, not a curated record
GGCAAGAGAGGCUACUUAUGAAGAAAGCAACAGAUACCCAGCUGGAAAACAACAGCACAUCUGGCAUGCGAACUGAACGGGAAGAACUGGAGGAAUAGCUCAACUCGAGUGAAUAAAUGGUCGUUUGGAAAGCUUGCUCAUUUUUUGUGGAGAAGAGAAAAGUUAUCAGGAAUAGUUGUUAAUUUUGGCGUUGCAGAAUUUGGAUAACAUUUCUAAAAGGAGGCGAGGAGUGACACAUUACUUCAGAGGCACGAAGCCUGCUGUGCGUAAUUUGACAUUUAUUUUUGCAAAAUGAGCGGAAAAUCGUAAGUGCAACACCUUGAAGCAUUCAUUUAAGUAACAUUGUGCAACCUGUUCGACAAACAACAUUUAAAAACACCUGCGUUUUGUUCCAACACCAGGCGGAGUUUUGUAACAGGUGGUUUUUAUUGAGCGUCUCACUUUUGCGCUGUCUCCAUCGACAGUUGUUUCUUUGCAUAAAUGACACGCACAGGUCAGUAUCAGGACUGGGGUCUGAAAUGAGGGCUCUUUUGGCAAUAUUUAUUUGAUUUUUGUCGGAUUGGACAACAUCUUGUAAGGUAGGCCAGAAGGUCCUUGCUUCUAAAUGAUAAGCUCGGUGUGUGUUUCGUCUUACCGGGGGCGCAAGGCAGGCAACAAACCUCCGUCUAAAACAUGUCUGAAGGAGGAGAUGUUCAGAGGGGAAGACUCGGAAAAAAUUACCAUCAACGUGGGUGGCACUCGACAUGAAACGUACAAAAGCACCCUGAGGACCCUGCCGGGGACCCGCCUGGCCUGGCUGGCGGACCCGGACCCGCAGGUCAGCUCUGACUCGGAAGCUGCGACCCCGAGCGCCGAGCUCUUCUUCGACAGACAUCCAGGUAUCUUCGCCUAUGUGCUCAACUACUACCGGACCGGCAAGCUACACUGCCCGGCCGACGUGUGCGGGCCCCUCUUCGAGGAGGAGCUGGCGUUUUGGGGGAUUGACGAGACCGACGUGGAGCCGUGCUGCUGGAUGACUUACCGGCAACACCGGGACGCGGAGGAAGCCUUGGAGACGUUUGAACCCCCCGACCCGGAGACCGACGACGACAGAGACAUGCCGAGACGGUUCGGCAUCGAGGACUGUCCGGACAGGUCGAGGAGCUGCUGCGAAGUUUGGCAGCCUAAGGUCUGGGCCCUGUUUGACGACCCUUACUCCUCCAAAGCAGCCAGGGGAGUGGCGUUUGCCUCUCUAUUUUUCAUCCUGGUGUCCAUCACCACCUUCUGCCUGGAGACCCAUGAAGCCUUCAACGAGCUGCAGAACCGGACGGUGCAGAUUGUCGAGGGAAACGUCACACGGAAAGAGGAGAGGCCGGAGAUGGUGACCAAGCCCAUCCUCACUGUGGUGGAGGGCAUCUGUGUGGUCUGGUUCACUUUUGAAUUCCUGGUGCGCAUCGUCUGCUGCCCAAACAAGAUGGUCUUCAUCAAGAACACACUCAACAUCAUUGACUUUGUGGCCAUUCUGCCAUUCUACCUGGAGAUGGGCCUGAAGGGUCUGUCCUCCAAAGCUGCCAAUGACGUGCUGGGCUUCCUCCGCGUGGUGCGCUUUGUUCGGAUCCUCCGUAUCUUCAAGCUGACGCGGCACUUUGUGGGCCUGCGAGUGCUGGGCCACACGCUGAGGGCCAGCGUCAACGAGUUCCUGCUUCUCAUCAUCUUCUUGGCACUCGGUGUACUUAUCUUCGCCACCAUGAUAUACUACGCUGAGCGCAUCGGGGCCCAGCCUGACGACCCCACGGGUUCCAACCACACACACUUUAAGAACAUCCCCAUCAGCUUCUGGUGGGCGGUGGUCACCAUGACAACGCUGGGCUACGGAGACAUGUACCCACAGACCUGGCUGGGCAUGAUGGUGGGGGCUCUGUGUGCGCUCGCAGGGGUCCUGACCAUCGCCAUGCCGGUGCCCGUCAUCGUCAAUAACUUUGGGAUGUACUACUCGCUGGCUAUGGCCAAACAGAAGCUUCCGAAAAAGAAGAAGAAGCACAACCCGAACCCAGACGCUCCGACUGACUCUGCCUCGUUUGUGAAGUCGGAAACAAACUCACACAGAGACAGCACUCAGAGCGACACGUGUCCGCUGGCCGCCGAGGAGAACGUCAGCAGGAACCGCUCAGGUCAGCACACAAUAUUAAAGGACUCCAAGCAGAACGGGGAUGCAAAUGUGGCCCUUUCAGAGGAGGAAGGCUGCAGCCUGACCCAGCCGCUGUCCCCCAGUGAAAAGUGGACCCUGCGGUGCUCCAGAGGGCGAGAUAAGACUAAAAAUGAGGCCACCUGCUUCCUCCUGACCGCUGGUGACUCCAACGCCCAUACUGAGAGCUGUAAAGACCUCCUCGCUGCCACAGGAAACUACGCUCAGCCGGAGGUCACAACGCUGACCUGAUGCUGAUUGACUACGAAAAGGAGAAAGAGCAGGAACUCUCGUCGGACUACAUGCUGCGCAGAGUGCAUGAAAAAACUGGUGGAUUUUGAUUCAAAACAGAAUUUCUUCGAUUUUAUUUUUGCUGCGUCAUAAAUCCUAAAUCCUGUGGUAGAAAAUCAGUUGGAUAGCAUAUUUACCAUACUACACUCAUACACUCAUUAACAUGUCUCAAAGCAUUUAGCAUGUGUCGCAUGACCUCCCAUUGUAAACUAUUCUUUAAAAACAGACUACCUUUAACAUGCCAAUCAUUUAGUGAACAUGUCUUAAAGGACCUGAAGACAAAUACCUAUACAACUAUACUAUUAAGUAUGCCAGGAAAAAAUAUUUUGUAUGUACCAAUAUAUGGUAUGUCAGAUGUAUUAUGCCAAAAAUACAUGGAUAUCAUACUCCAUCAAGUCACAUUUUAAUGUAUGCAAGCCAGCAUACUUUUCUGGCUAUUCUUACCCACAAUCCUUUACACAGGAUACUGCAUAUGAGCAAAAGGGUCGAAGUUCAAGGUGUAAUGAUAUGAAGUACCGUGUCCCAAUUGUAUGCAAACUGCAUUCAACUGUAGGUCAUUUGUAUGGGCAGCUGCAGUACAUACUAAAAGUAAAACGAUGAUUCUGAUCACAGCCAUAUCUUUUUCUCAAUUAUCUUUUUGUUAUGACAGACAUGGUCCUACAUGAACAUUUACUGCCAUCGUUCGAACAUUUUGGUUAUUUCAUAUCACCGAUUUCUGUGUUUAUUUCUUUGCGCUUUUCUUACAUAGACUGAAGUGGGCGGGGCUCAGUUGGAUAGUGUGAUGUCAUGUCUAUGAACUAAUCAGGAUUGAGCAUUUGAGUCUAGUGCUAGUUACUGGGUAGUUUGGGCAUUGUCAUCCAACAUGGUCAAAUCAAACCACAGGGUCUUGAUGAAGCAGAUCUGCUGAGGUUUUGGGUCGUAAUACUAACUUUAGUUGGUCAUUACUAGUUAUUGGUCAACAUUGACAGCUACUUAAUAAGUAAGAUACUUAAAUAUGUAAUAUUACAGAGGAAGACUUUCAUGGGUUUAAAUCUGAAGAAAGUCUGUUUUAACCAUAUGGCAACAUUUUUGCUACAGAGAUGUUGCUAAGCGGUUGCUUGAAGUAAUAUGUACAAUCAGUUUUUUAGAACUAAAUAAAAUUAACUUUGUCAUUGGGAUUAAUGCCUUUAAUCCAUCAAAGUUGUUAACUGUCCAGUAAGAACCCUUUAUAUAUAUAUAUAUAUAUAUACACAGUAUAUGGUAAGAACACCCAAACACUUGUGAAUAUGGGUUUGUACAGCAAAACUGUUACUGUGAACUGGGAUUAGAGGAUUUCUUUGUCGAUCAUCCGGUCUCUGCCUUCUGUCGUGCCACUGCUUUUUAACACUGACCACAGGGACAACAUGCAGAUAUUUUGUCGAGACACAGCAUGGUAUGAAUGAUGCUCAGGCAACACAUUGUUUGUAAAUCCUUGUACAAUAAAAGAGUUCAACAAAAGAAGAAACAAAAAUCAAUGGAGCAGUAUUGUCUGCAAAUCACAUUAGCUGCAUACAAUAGAUCCAUCAGUGCUGGUUGAGUCAGGACCAAAUAUAGACUCUAUUAGAUUACAUGUAGAAUUUUUUGUACCAUCAUCACAAAGUACAUACAGUGCAAUGCCAUCAGUUCCACCUGUGCCUCAUGUUGAGUAAUAGAGCUUCAAUGUGUGCUUCUGUCUGUCUGAUCCGUGGAGUCUCUGUUACAUGUUUCCACAGAGAGAAGGAGUGUGCUUUCUUUUACUUGUGACUUAUAUUCCUUAUGGUCUACCAUAGUGGCCUUAUGUUUAACAAACAAAGGGAAAGUUAAUUUCAUCUUCACUAGACUCCGUUUAAACGCUGACCCAGAGGUUGGUAAUCAUGUAAAAGUACAGUUGUACGUACAGUAUGUAGCACAUUAUGGAUAAUUUCUUUAACUAUUUUCUCCUCCUACUUGAUUUUGCACUGUUAAAUAUCUGUUAAAGUUUGUUAAACAAUAAUGAAAUGUUUUUAUUUUCAUAAUUCAUGUUUUCAGCCUCAUUUGCCUAUUGUAUAUAUUCGAAUGUGAUGGAGAAGCACAUCAGUUUCAUAUUUCCCAUGGAUUGUAUAGAUGAUUGUGAUGGAUUUUAACCCAGUCCGCCUGUCCAUUGUUAUGUGUGCGCGCGUGAUGUUGUAUCAUGUAGGCAUGUUUCUAUGCAGAAAUAGAAAUAAAGUAUU